Messenger RNA from Lutra lutra (Eurasian river otter), 533 nucleotides. RefSeq names its product interleukin-20 receptor subunit alpha-like. Bases 1 to 399 code for a protein of 132 amino acids. NCBI's taxonomy places the organism in Eukaryota, Metazoa, Chordata, Mammalia, Carnivora, Mustelidae. Gene Ontology annotation, molecular function: interleukin-20 binding. The transcript is spliced from 4 exons. The record is from RefSeq and is a predicted model, not a curated record.
AUGCAUAUAGACAGGCCUCCUGAGAAAUCUGUUCUGCGCUCUGUCCCUCAGCUGCUGGCACAAAUUGGCCCACCGGGGAUCGCUUUGACGACAGAUGAGAGAUCCAUUUCCAUUGUUCUGACGGCUCCGGAGAAGUGGAAGAGAAAUCCAGAAGACAGUUCUCUUUCCAUGAAACAGAUAUACUCUAAUCUGAAGUAUAAUGUGUCCGUAUAUAAUACUCAAUCUAAUAGAACGUGGUCCCAGUGUGUGACCAACCAUACGCUGGUGCUGAGCUGGCUGGAGCCAGACACUCUGUACUGCGUCCACGUGGAGACCUUCGUCCCAGGGCCUCCUCGCCUAGCUCGGCCUUCUGAGAAGCUGUGUGUCCGUACUUUGAAAGAUUUUGAUUUAUGGAAAUGAAUUUGACAAAAGAUUCUUUGUACCUGCUGAAAAAAUUGUGCUUAAUUUUAUCACCCUCAAUAUUGUGGAAGAUUCUAACAUUUCUCAUCAGGAUGUAAGUGUAAGGGGGAAAAGCAAUGAUGUAUGGGACCUGA